Molecule: messenger RNA, 622 nt
Organism: Centropristis striata (black sea bass)
Lineage: Eukaryota; Metazoa; Chordata; Actinopteri; Perciformes; Serranidae
Exons: 8
Coding region: 104-445 (113 amino acids)
Source: RefSeq, a predicted model, not a curated record
CUGGCAGUUUCCAUGAUAACAAGGAUCUUGGCGUGGGAGCAACAACAUACCAGCAGUGUAUAAGAAACAACUCUGAACAACAGCUCAUUUAAAUCAUUUGAAGAUGAUGCGAUUGCUGUUCCUGUGUCUGCUGCUGCUGCUGCCAGCUGCUACCGCAGUUUCAGAAGAGAUUGAAGGGUCAGCUGGUGGAGAUCAGGAGGAUGACGAUGAGGAUUUAUAUCAGCGAAAAGUGGCUUCAGAGGUCGGCUCAGCAGCAGAUAAAACUACAGGUGUAAAAGAAACACCAGAUCAGUUCACUCUGAUUGUCAUCGUCGUAGCUGUGGCUGCACUCACUCUCUCAGUUGCUGCAGUAGUCGUCAUAAUGUUAGUAAGACGCCACAUGCACAAGCGGCAGCAAGGGAUCUACUCUGUGCCGACGGAGCAGGACCAGAAAGGGGCCGUCUAGUUCCUGGUGGAGUAGCAGUCCUCUAACAAACAGACCAGAGAGGAGCAGUGUGUCAUCUGCUCCUCUUUGACUCAGGACAGUUCGACUUCUUUGCACAGCAGCCUGCUUAUCACCACAACUGCUCACUCUUUCACAAAAUCCUACCAAUGCAUAUGCAAUGUGUGUGUGUCUUUUUUU